AUGAGUUCUACCCUUCAAUCAUAUUUGGACGCUGUUCGUAAGUCGCUUGAGGCUGCUCUGUGUAUUAGGCAAUUUGGAUCUCAAGUUGUUGAGAGGCAUAAUAAACCUGAGGUUGAAAUUCGCACAAGUAAAGAAGUCUUGCUUUGUCCUAUAACAAUUUCUCGUAAUAAACAAGAAAGAGUAUUCAUCGAGCCUUCAAUAAAUUCUGUUAGAAUAAGUAUUGGAGUUAAACAAGCAGACGAAAUUGAAAAAAUUCUUUGUAAUAAAUUCUCAAAGUUCAUGUGCCAACGUGCGGACAAUUUUAUCAUUUUGAGGCGAAAACCACUUCCUGGAUAUGAUAUUAGUUUUUUAAUUACAGCUACACAUUCUGAAGUUAUGUAUAAACAAAAAUUGAUUGAUUUUUUGAUCCAUUUUAUGCAGGAAAUUGAUAAGGAAAUUAGCGAAAUGAAAUUGGCUUUGAAUGCGAGGGCACGAACUUCUGCUGAAGAAUUUUUGAAGAGAUUUAAUUGAGUG
Molecule: messenger RNA, 513 nt
Organism: Meloidogyne enterolobii
Lineage: Eukaryota; Metazoa; Nematoda; Chromadorea; Rhabditida; Meloidogynidae
Source: the annotation of a GenBank genome assembly